AAUAUUGGGAAAAAGGUUAAAUGAUUUGCCAAAGACUGCAUAAUAAGCUCAAAUGCCUUACUCUGGUCUGAUCUCCUCUCUCUUAGAUCAGUGCAAAUCACUUGAAGUCAGUGUUGAUAUACUAAUGUACAUGAGAAGCUGAUUUGGCUUUUGGUCAUUUGUCAGAUUAAAGUUGCUACCUUCUACUUAUUCUAUAAGGGUGUUUUGAGGAUCAACUAAAAGACCAAAUUCAUUCCAGCAGCCAGCAACUACACCAGGCUUGCAUUUGAAUCCUUGUCAAACAUUUGGAGAUCACGUGGCUGUACAAAAGCUCUCUGUAUUUAUUUGCAUCUUUACCCUGCCUUCUGACUGACUCCAGACUAACACACCUAUCUACCUCUCUAAAGCUUAUCACCAUAGUUAGUUAUUGCCUAUAAUUUCUGAUUUAGUUCAAAAUAUUUGUCGACCGUUACCUGACACAGCUCUCUUCUCAGUAACACCCACAGCAUUGCUGAACAGUGAAGCACAUCUUUAAAAAAUGUUCAGGGUGCUAUCGGCUACAGGCCACAUGUGGCUCAGAGAGGGAUUUUUUUUAAUCUUCUAACAUUCUUGAAGUGCUCACAGUAUAGUUCAGUGAGAGGCUUUAGCGCUGCACUUGAACUGUUAAUUUCUUUCUUGCUUACUCUCUUUGAAGAUAAGUUUGAGCCAACAUGUGGAACAGGAGCACGGCCAAGGUUCUGAGAACACAUGACUGUUCUCCUGAAAGUUUUUAAUAGGCUAUUCUAUACCCCGAGUCCAUCCCUUGUCUCUCUGAACCAUUUUGAAAAUUCUGGAUCUGUCUCACCAUUUUUUCCAAUCUUAUGCCAGCACUAUUUGUAGUUUCCCACCUGUCAUAGUGUGUAUUACAUUGUGACGUCCGUAUAGUGGUACUGCAGUGCUCACACAUUAAUAGACUAGGUAAGUGAUUGCAUAUAGCAUUUCCUUUGGCAUCAUAAUUCUAAUGUAGACAAGGAACUUUUGACUUCUGAAGUCUCUGACGUGUGCUUGCUUCAUUUAUCUGUAUCACCCUUGUGAGAUAUGUUUGAAGUUGCCCAGGCGAUAUCUGUAAAACUAAGAGUGAAGUCAGUACAGAUGCAGGAGGGUGUGAGGAGAAGCAGCUGUCCCUCUUUUGGUAGGAAUUUUAGAAGGAAGCAGGGAACUGUAAGAGCCAACUGCUCCCUUUAUUCCUGGAAGUAAUGAGCUGUGUAAUCUAGGUUUUUAUUGGCACUAGUCACUUCCAACUUCUUCAUUAUGUUGGAUGCUUCAGUAUAUGUAUGAAGUAGUACACAGAAUCCAUAUAAACACAUGUGGAGAGAGAAACCCAUUUCUUCAAAAAACUUAGCUCUAAAUGGAUGAGACAGACAGACAAGAGGCAGAAGCAAUUAUUUCCUUUGUUUUACAGAUGGGAAAUGGCAGUACAGAGAUAUUGUUCCUGGUCACUUCAAGAAGAGCAGUGAGGCCACUUAAAUCCUUUUGAACAUCUCACCUUAAGUGACUUAUUCAAGGUCAUGGAGGCCAUCCCCUCGUUUUAGGCCAACACUACUUUUGUCCCUCUCAAAAUGUUGGCAAAGGCUGGUGAUGGCAGUGCAGUCAGCAUUUUCUCUGUAGUCCUGCUCUAUGCAUUGGUAGUAUAGCCUAUAAAUAUUUCCUGCUGCACCUCAUCCACAGCUAUGUUUCAAUGGCAGAUGAAAUUAUUCCUAAAUAUAGUUUGUAAAAUGCUUUGAGAUCCUUCAACAAUGUCAGCAGUUAUUUUGAACCCAGAAGUGAAUCUUACAGCUCUGUGUGUUUCUUUCCUUAUCUCAAGGACAUUACUUCAAGAAGAAUUUAAUAAGAAUAUUAUAAAUAUCUCCAUACAAUUCUGACAGACACUGCUCCGUUCACAAUUGAAGAUCCUAACUUAGAAGUCUAAUAACAGUGUUUUAAUUUUAAACACCUUUAACUGUUUCACUGCUGAUCUUCUUAGUAGAAUCAUCAAACUAAUGACUUGUUCUUAUACAUUUGGGUUCAUUUGGAGAAACAGUCUUGUAGAAACAUGGUUGCAAAGUUUAUAUUAACAGCCCCCUUUAAAAAUCAUUAAAAUUCUGGAGCAGUGUUUCCCAACCUUUUCCAGCCCAAGGCACACUUACAUUAAUAAACAUUUUCCACGGCACACCUGUUAAGGCAUUCCCCAUCCUCAUACCUAUUGUAGCUCACUGACAUGGCAAAAUUCCAUGGCAUACCUGUUCGUUUCUGAUGACACACUUUUGUGCCACAGCACGCUGGUUGGGAAACACUGCUUUGGAGGACAAAGAAUGAGAAAGGGGUUAGUUGGUUGAAAGAUCAGGUGAACACUAGAAGUUGCAAGAGUUAAUUCUUGACAGGACAGUAAGGAAUCUGUAAGAGCAAAAAAGGAUACAAAAAUACAGUGAAAUAUGAUAAUUUCUAUUGAUUAAAAUAAUGCAGUGGGACAGGUUGUUUAAAGCUAGUGUAGGGAGGUGAAAAUUGUAUCUACUUAAUUGAGAAAAUCCUUUUGAUUCACAGGGCGUGUCUACCUGAGUGUGCAUGUGCGUUUUGCAGUACCUCAAAAACUGAUUCAGUCGGCUCAGCUAUUAAAUAAAAGCACACCAAAAAAGCCCCACUAAAGUCCCUGAUCUUUACAGAUGUUGGGCGAGCCAGGUCAUAGUAACACACUACCUAUUCUGGGCAUGCGUGAGGCUCAGUGUAGGAAUGCACUAAGUUUAAAAUAAAGUAGCAUUUUUUUUUAUAUUUGCAAAUACCCAACAACAUUACAAAUAUUGCAGUAGUGAUUGUAUAUACUAAGUGGAUUCAGUUAUUUGCAAAAAGUAUUAACCACUGCAUUCAGAAUUCCACACGACUUGGUUACCAGUGAUUUAGGGGUGGCUAACCAGAGCUAACCAGUAUGAGCAGGUACUCGGUGUAAAUGUAAUUAUUUGAGACCUGUUAUGUGAUAAGAGUAAUGACCACUGUUCUUCUCUUUCAGGUCACAUGACUAAUGCCAUAGAAUGAAAUGUAGCAUUCAUUUGCAAACCAGCAUUCUUCUGUCUCAAGUCCUUAGUAUACUAAGUUCUUUGCAUACAUUUCUGACUAUCAAGUGAAUUCUCGACCAAAAAGUUGACACUUUUUGACUGAUCCAUCAUUAAGCCUUUCCUUUAGCAACCAUUCUCUUUCAUGCCAAAGUAUUAAAUGGUAUAAUGCAAAAGUCAGGCUAAGAUGAUUUGAAUCUAGGUCUCCAGAAGUAAGACUGUUGCACUAAGCUGCUGCUUCACCCAGCCCCUUUUCCAGUCUUUCACUGCAAAAUACUAAUGGCUAACUAAACCUCUUCCUUACUAUUCCACACUGAGUAGCAGAAGGCAUCCUAUGAUUCCACACUGCAGAGAUUAAAAGGGCAAAUGAAGAUGUAGUGAUUCCACUAUAGUUUCCUCAAUAGAAACCAGUGCCCUCUUGUCACUAGAUUUCAGUCACAGAUAAUUCCCAAAUACACUGUGACAUUGUAUUUCUGUGUCACCUCCUGGUAAGAACACUACGAGCUCUUUUAAUGUUUUUUUCAACUGUGUCAGGAGAGUGGAGAGCUCUAGAGAUAUCCUUGCAGUCCUGCAAGAAGUUCCAGCCUUUUAACUAUUCCAGCUCAGCAGGGGGAACCCCCCCUCUCUGAUUGGCUACUUUCUCACAUGCCCACCUCUUGGGGUUGAGGUAGCCAAUCUGGGCUGCUUAGGAAGCAGGCAUGAAAGUGCCCAUCAAUACAGAGCAGCUCUACUCCCUAUAUGUUUGCUCAGAGAAUCAAUUUUUCUUUGCUCUUGCUUAGCCCCUUCCCAAAACACCUAGCCUGAUAAAAGGGAUGGGUGAAAGAUGCCUCUGGCUUCCUUGUCCCAUCCUGCAAAGGGGAGAGGGGACUCCACUGUGGUUAGGGAAAUGAGGGGGUUGAAUCCCAGGAGGUGAGGUUGGUAGAACUGAGGAGCAGACUGGCAAAGACUAAAAUGGGUGUUGGAGAAGAGGAUUGAUUUGGCAGUAGUGGGACAAACUUGCUGUGAUGGGUAGAUGUGUGCAGAGUGAGAGCACCUGCAGCAGGAACAAAAAGCAGAACCAUCUAUUUGAAAAAUUACAAGCUACAGCUCACACAAGAAUAGAUUUAUUUUUUCUGGAGAGACUGGUAAAACUUACAGAACAAAUUCUAAAAACAUGGGGUAUAGAUUGCCCAAAAUUUACUUACUACAAAGAUUUUCCUAACAGAAGUUUGACUAUUUUGUACCUACAAAACCUCAGACUUCUUCUCUGGUGUUUAAAGAGUAGCUAGAAAUUUGUUUUUUGCUUUAUAGUUCAUAAUUGUUUAUGAGAGGUAAGUGGGUCAACUGUAUAGUUGGGAGAGCUGUUGGACAAGCGUUCAGGAAUUAAAUCUUCCUUAGAAGUUUUCAAGAGCAGAUAAGAUGCACUUGGCUGGGAUGGUUUAGUCAGCAAUGAUCUUGUCUUGAGCAGGGGGUUUGCCGAGAUGACACUAUGAGGUCCCUUACAACCCUACUUUAUGACUGAGUGCCCUUCCUGAGGUUUAAGCCUGCAGAAGUCUGAGCUUAGAGUUAAGGAAGGGCACUUGGUGCUCAAACAUUUCUCCAGCAGCUCUCCAAAGUAUACAGUUUGCCCAAUAAGAUAUCACAAGAAGUCCUUUCUUAGACAUUUCCUGGACCAUCACAUCUACAGCAACACUCAGACCUACUAUAUAAUUAUUUACUGAAGCACAAGUGAUGAUACAGUAGUAAAGAAGAGAAUCAUAAAAUCUAUUUACAAUGUAUAUAUUUAGAUAUGUAUGUAUAAAUUGGGUUGCUUUAUGACUAUCUACUAGAGGCUCUAGCCUUCCUAAGGUAUUUGCCUUCUUGCACUAUGAUCCUAAUUUAGAAGCACACCCUUAACCUUCAACAUGGGUUCAGCUUUUGAAGUAAAUUAUGAGUGUAUCCGUGUGAUUUAGGUGAGAGAGGAAUUGGUCCAGGUAGCAUAUUUUGCUUAGACCAUUACAUGUUAAUCUUAGAUUAUAGUAAAUGUAGUAAUGUAGGGGAGUGAAGAGUUGCUGUGAGAAUGUUAAAUGUUCAUUUCCUGACUGCCUUGUGCAUCCAGAUUUGCAAUCAUAAAGUUACACUCAUAGGUUAUUUACUAUCUAUCUAGGCAUACAGGAUUUAAAUUUUUUUUCUUUAUGAAAGUCAAGUAGAAAUGGCACGGCAGCAAGUUGGAAUUUGGAUACGUGCUAUCCAAAUAAUUGCUAUUCACCAUUGCAUAUCACUCAUAUUUCCAUAUGGGAGGCCUACCACCCAAAUCUGACCUCUUAUUUGGGUUAAUCUACGACUGACUCUCAGUACAGGUUAGUAUUUUUCUACUUGUAACAGAGGGCAGAAUUAUGCCCAAUACAAACUGUAGCACAGGGAUGACUUUUGCUUUAGAUACCUGGGUAAGUGUUAGUAAUAGACUAGAUAUAGAACAAAGUAAAGCUGCCAAUUCCCAGCAGAAAUGCUGCCCUCUAGAAAACUAAAAUGAUAUGACGUGGUCAGCAUGGGAUGUGUCUGCCUGCAUUUCUAAUGACAGUCCUACCUUUCCAGUGUUUGCCUUAUAGUAUACAGAGAGUUAAGAGUUUCCUCAUUAAAUUUUCCACCAGAUAUUUGCCAAGCUCUUGCCUCAGUAGUCACCUGACUUUAUAAAUGUAUGUGUUCUCAUUUGCAGCUAGGUCUUGCCCAGGGCUAAGCAUUCUCUUUUCCCUAUUCAUUUCAGUAGGAGCUGAGGCACUUUGCUAGAUCUAGCUUUUAUUCUCUGGUUUGUGUUUCAAGCCUGCUCUAUUUAGUAAGUUAUUUUUUCUGUUGGUGUAUAUGACUUUCUGCACUGGCUCAUCAUGUCCCACUUUGCCCAUCUCCCCGUUGUAGAAAAGGAAGUGACUCAUGGGCUGGGCAGCUAUGGAAGGACAGUAGGUACCAUAUUAUAAUGCAUUGUCAGCUAGAUUUUAUUUUUAAAUGUACAAGUUGUAAUCAGCUCCCUGACCUCAAAAUGCACCCACCAAAAUAAAAAAAGAUAUCCUACAGUUCUUAUAUACCAUAACACAUGCAUUUACACACAGUUAUACACAUACACAAGCACACAUACAUACGCACUAACACAAGAGAUGUUAAUGCAAGCCACAGAACCACUGAAGAGAUACUGUACAUAGAGGUGAUAUUUUUUUAUAAUGAGCCUUCCCUCCUAUAGAUAAAACUUUGCUUUUCACUGCCCAUAAAACACUGAAAUGUAGUUGUGUAACUUAUUAAUAGCACAUCAUAGCAAAGACAAAAAUUGCACCCGCUUCUUUAUAUCGAUGGAUCAUCCUGCUUCAGCCAAUCAGGCUGGACAGCUGCCUCGCAGCUUGCAAACAGGGGACAGAGAGAGGGGAGGAUGUUCCAGGCUGCUGAGCCAUGUGACAGCCAGUGGGGAUAAUAGGCAGCAGCAAUGAGCUGGAGCCGGAGCUUCUCUGGGGACUCAGCCACAGGGACCUGCGGCAGCAGCAAGGAGGGAGGGAGGGAGUGGAGGUCACCACAGAACAGGCACAGAACUGAAUCUGAUCCUUAAGCAACAUGAACCAGAUAGAAACAACCAUGCAGUACAACUACCAGUACGAAGAGGACGAAUACAUGAUCCAAGAGGAAGAAUGGGACAGAGACCUGCUUCUGGACCCAGCAUGGGAGAAACAGCAAAGGAAGACAUUCACAGCCUGGUGCAAUUCCCACCUCAGGAAAGCAGGCACGCAGAUCGAGAACAUCGAAGAGGACUUCAGGAAUGGCCUUAAAUUGAUGCUUCUCUUGGAGGUCAUCUCAGGAGAAAGACUACCAAAGCCAGACAGAGGAAAGAUGCGCUUCCAUAAAAUAGCUAAUGUCAACAAAGCCCUGGAUUUUAUUGCCAGCAAAGGAGUGAAACUUGUAUCAAUUGGUGCAGAAGAAAUUGUUGAUGGCAAUGUGAAAAUGACCCUGGGUAUGAUCUGGACUAUCAUCCUUCGCUUUGCUAUUCAGGAUAUUUCAGUAGAAGAGACCUCUGCUAAAGAAGGGCUGCUGCUGUGGUGUCAAAGGAAAACUGCUCCUUACAGAAAUGUGAACAUUCAGAACUUCCACCUCAGCUGGAAAGAUGGCCUUGGAUUAUGUGCACUUAUCCACAGACACCGACCUGAUCUUAUUGACUACUCCAAGCUAAAUAAGGAUGACCCUCUAGGAAAUAUAAAUCUUGCAAUGGAAAUUGCAGAAAAACAUUUGGAUAUCCCUAAGAUGUUGGAUGCAGAAGAUAUUGUGAACACUCCCAAACCUGAUGAGAGAGCUAUCAUGACUUAUGUCUCCUGCUUCUACCAUGCUUUUGCUGGAGCAGAGCAGGCUGAGACUGCAGCUAAUCGGAUAUGCAAGGUACUUGCUGUGAAUCAAGAAAAUGAAAGAUUGAUGGAAGAGUAUGAACGGCUAGCAAGUGAGCUCUUAGAAUGGAUUCGUCGCACAAUCCCUUGGCUGGAAAACAGGACCCCUGAGAAAACCAUGCAGGCCAUGCAGAAGAAACUAGAGGACUUCCGAGACUAUCGUCGCAAGCACAAGCCUCCCAAAGUCCAGGAAAAAUGUCAGCUGGAGAUCAACUUCAACACCUUACAGACAAAACUGAGGAUCAGCAACAGGCCGGCCUUCAUGCCAUCAGAGGGGAAAAUGGUUUCAGAUAUUGCUGGUGCUUGGCAAAGACUUGAACAGGCUGAGAAGGGCUAUGAAGAAUGGUUGCUGAAUGAAAUACGAAGGCUGGAACGACUUGAACACUUGGCUGAGAAAUUUAGACAGAAAGCUUCUACUCAUGAAACUUGGGCAUAUGGCAAAGAGCAGAUCCUACUGCAGAAGGAUUAUGAAUCAGCUUCACUGACUGAGCUCCGGGCUUUGCUGAGGAAACAUGAAGCUUUUGAGAGCGACCUGGCUGCCCACCAGGAUCGAGUGGAACAGAUCGCUGCCAUUGCCCAGGAGCUGAAUGAACUGGAUUACUAUGAUUCUGUAAGCGUCAAUGAUCGAUGCCAGAAGAUAUGUGACCAAUGGGACAAACUGGGAACACUUACUCAGAAAAGGAGAGAGGCAUUGGAGAGGACAGAGAAGUUGCUGGAAACAAUUGAUCAGCUUUACCUGGAAUUUGCCAAGAGAGCUGCUCCUUUCAACAACUGGAUGGAAGGCGCAAUGGAAGACUUACAGGACAUGUUUAUUGUUCACAGCAUAGAGGAAAUUCAGAGUUUAAUCACUGCCCAUGAACAGUUUAAAGCCACUUUGCCAGAGGCAGAUGGUGAAAGACAGGCUAUCCUCUCAAUCCACAAUGAAGUUGAGAAAGUUAUUCAGAGCUACAACAUGAGAAUAAGUUCAAACAAUCCUUACAGCACUGUCACUUUGGAUGAAAUCCGCACCAAGUGGGAAAAGGUGAAGCAACUUGUGCCUAUGAGGGAUCAAGCUUUACAGGAGGAGUUAGCUCGUCAGCAUUCUAAUGAACGUCUUCGUCGCCAAUUUGCUGCUCAGGCCAACGUCAUUGGACCAUGGAUCCAGACCAAGAUGGAGGAAAUUGCCCGCAGCUCUAUUGAAAUGACAGGGCCCUUGGAGGACCAGAUGAAUCAACUGAAGCAAUAUGAGCACAAUAUCAUCAACUACAAAACAAAUAUUGACAAGCUGGAAGGAGACCAUCAGCUUAUCCAGGAAGCACUAGUUUUUGAUAACAAGCACACCAACUAUACCAUGGAGCAUGUCCGUGUUGGAUGGGAACUCCUCCUGACCACCAUUGCCCGAACUAUCAAUGAAGUGGAGACUCAGAUCCUUACAAGAGAUGCCAAGGGUAUCACCCAAGAACAAAUGAAUGAAUUCAGAGCAUCCUUCAAUCACUUCGAUAGGAAGAAGAAUGGGCUGAUGGAUCAUGACGAUUUCAGAGCUUGCUUAAUUUCAAUGGGUUAUGAUUUGGGUGAAGCAGAGUUUGCCCGAAUCAUGACCCUGGUUGAUCCCAAUGGGCAAGGAACUGUCUCCUUCCAGUCUUUCAUUGACUUCAUGACCAGAGAGACUGCGGACACAGACACAGCUGAGCAAGUCAUAGCUUCCUUCAGAAUCUUAGCUUCAGAUAAGCCCUAUAUUCUCGCAGAAGAGCUUCGUCGAGAGCUGCCUCCUGAGCAAGCUCAGUACUGCAUCAAAAGAAUGCCUCCCUACACUGGACCUGGUUCUGUCUCCGGAGCUCUGGAUUACACUGUGUUUUCAUCAGCACUGUAUGGAGAAAGUGACCUGUAAUUCUGUAAUUGGCUAUAUUCACCCUAUUCAUUAAAACAAACAAACUGAUUUCCCAGAUAGCUUCUUGAAAGCUUUGACAAGCUGAUUUUAAAAUGAGUUUUUCCAAUGUAGUAGGUACAUUCAGUGUAAAAUGCUAGACGCUAAGAUAAUUAGUGCAUAUUACAGUGUGAAGCACUUUUAGGUUUUUAGUUUGUCGGUCUUACACACAACAUUAGAACGUAUUUUUAAAAAAGAUAUUAAAUUCAGAAACUUCUGUGGAGAAAACAGAAAAUAAAGCUUGUGAAAAAAAUCAAAGCUAUUAAAUUACUGACUCAAAAUAAUUUUGCCAUGUUCAAAAAUUCUUCACGCCAUAUGUGCUUCUUUUACAAUGCACAUGAAGUUGAACGUUAGGAGUCACAUUUUCUCAUACAUAUGAAAGUAUAAUUUCUGCAGGUACAGUUUAAUAAAAUACAGCUUUUCAGGGAAGAGAAAUGCCAAUCAGAUAAAAUUCUUAGCCGCUAAAAUAAUGCAAGAUUGUAUGUUUGUAUCUCUUCAAAGAUGUUUUUCUAUUGGAAUAGAAAUCUGUAACACCUGAAAUCUAAGCCAGCUGGUUGAUAAUGAGUUAGUAUAGUAUAAUGAGCAGUACUUUUCCUUUAAGCCUUUAACCUUGCAGCUGAGAGCAAACUUUUAGAAACAUAGUAAGGAAAUUAAGUCAUAUUAAUUAUAUUGUUUUGAGACCCUUACCCAUGUCUGUGUUGAGCAGAUUCUUUGUUCCCUAUUUUAUUAGUGAGCAGCUUGCAUCAUCCCAUGUGAUACAAACUCUUAUCUGUACAAGCUCAGCAUGAUUGUGCUGCAGUUUCAUCAAUGCUCAGAUUACAGUGUCUUCUGUCCAACAACAGUUCUUUUUUAUAUCCAGCUAUGGUAGUGUAGUUGGUUUUACUGUUAUUUUUUCAUCUUUUAGUGAAGCAAAACAGUAUUUUUGUACUUGAAUCCUCACAGACAUGGAGAAAUGCAGUGUAUUCAAAUAAAAACAUUCACAAAUGGUGAAAUAAAAUGAGCUGUGCAGCUCAGUCUACUAAAGCAAUGAUGUGCCUACUAAAUAAAGUCUGCUUUUCAAAACUUUA
This is a messenger RNA of Alligator mississippiensis (American alligator), 10381 nucleotides long. RefSeq names its product actinin alpha 2 (gene ACTN2). Gene Ontology annotation, cellular component: Z disc; cell junction; plasma membrane. Gene Ontology annotation, molecular function: actin filament binding; calcium ion binding. NCBI's taxonomy places the organism in Eukaryota, Metazoa, Chordata, Crocodylia, Alligatoridae. The record is from RefSeq and is a predicted model, not a curated record. Gene Ontology annotation, biological process: actin cytoskeleton organization; muscle cell development. Bases 6594 to 9278 code for a protein of 894 amino acids. The transcript has 22 exons.